AUGGAACCAACCAGUCCCACCCAACAACAACCACCUGGUUCUUGUUAUUCUUCUGCUCUUCCUUCUGACGAUGAAAUUUCUUCCAUCCUUGGCUUUCAAAAUCCAAGCGACCAACCAACAUUCACUCAACUUCUUGAUCUACAACCACAAGAUCAUACAUUCACUCAACUUCUGCAUCAACAACAUGAUACUCAUGAUUACCAGCGUAUUCUGCAUCAACAAAAUGAUACAUUCACUCAACUUCUGAACCGGCAUCUUUUGCAUCAAGAAGCUCCUCAUCAUUCUUCUCAACGCAUACACUUGUACAAUUUUGCAGACCCUGAUAAUCAUACCAAUGUCCAUAUCCCUAUCACUGCAACAAAGCCUCGAGUUCCAUCAUUGCAACAACUCACUCUUAAACUUCUCGAUAACCAUUCUAAUCCAUUUGCUUUAUUUGCUGCUGUUAGCCAUAAGCAGAAACAAAAGCUUAGCAAUUUGCUGUGUUUCUCAGGAGAACUGAAUGGUCGCUUUCUUGCACUACUUCUCAGUGGUUUUCCUACUCAUAUUCAGCUUAGAAAUUGUUCCUGGUUGACAAGAGUAGAAUUUCUCAAAUAUUUUCCAACUUUGGUCACUUCUGAAUUAGAGGUACUACAACUUGACAAGUGUGGUUCGAUUAUAACUGAUGAAACAGUAUCUGAAACUUUAGCAAAACCAUAUAACUCCUUGUCUAAACUAACGAGUCUAUCCAUCAGUGGUGCAUACCAACUUAAUAAUACAGGAUUGGAUUUACUUGUUUCUUCUGUAAAAGCACUUACAUAUGUGAAUCUAACCAAAUGUGUCCGACUCACUGCCGCUGGUCUUGACAUUUUGGCUGAUUCAUUUGGAUCAACUCUGAAAGACUUAUAUAUCGAUGGCUUCAAUUUCUUUAAUACUAAAGGGAUUUUGCAAGCUUUGAAGCGAUUUAAACAAUUACAAGUGCUGUCCCUAGCUGGUAUUCGAGAUCUUUCUCAUGAGUUUAUCAAGGAUUACAUCAUGGCAUGCGGUCGCAACAUUAAGGGUCUUGUUUUAAAGGACUGCGUAAAUUUAAAGAAUCUAUCGAUGAGGUUCAUUGCUGAUUUUUCUCGUACGCUGAAUGUGCUUGAUAUUACAAAUUUGUGCAAAUUGACAGAUUCAUCUCUAAUAUUUUUUAAGAAUAGAUUUCGACAAUUGAAUAUUUUGAAGCUCGGUCGCAGUCCAUUCAGUGAUGAGGCAAUUGCGGCUUUUUUGGAAAUUGCUGGUAAAAACUUGGAAGAACUUUCACUUAAUAGCAUUGAAAAGGUUGGCCAUUUGACAGCCUUGUCACUUGCAAGGAAUGCCAAAAAUCUGCAUACAUUGGAUCUAUCACACUGUCGAAAUCUCACCGACAAUGAUUUACGUUUAAUUGUCGAUCACUGCUUGUCGCUGAGGACCCUUAAACUUGUUGGAUGUUCGCAGUUAACAGAUGUUUUUCUCAGAGGACGCGCAAACUCAGAGAUUCGGAUCAUUGGGUUGAAGUUGACUCCCAUUUGGUGCAAGAUAUAUUUCAUGAAUUGA
Molecule: messenger RNA, 1551 nt
Organism: Lathyrus sativus (Indian pea)
Lineage: Eukaryota; Viridiplantae; Streptophyta; Magnoliopsida; Fabales; Fabaceae
Source: the annotation of a GenBank genome assembly